Zeugodacus cucurbitae (melon fly) is the source of this 1675-nucleotide messenger RNA. RefSeq names its product protein pelota (gene pelo). Bases 214 to 1386 code for a protein of 390 amino acids. Lineage: Eukaryota; Metazoa; Arthropoda; Insecta; Diptera; Tephritidae. Gene Ontology annotation, biological process: nuclear-transcribed mRNA catabolic process, non-stop decay; nuclear-transcribed mRNA catabolic process, no-go decay; RNA surveillance. The record is from RefSeq and is a predicted model, not a curated record. The transcript has 2 exons. Gene Ontology annotation, cellular component: cytoplasm.
AAGAACACCAGUCGCGUUUUAUUUUUGUCGGUGUAUUAACGUGUCUCAGGAACAUUUAUUGCGAAUUUGGUGUUUAAUUCUUUAUUUCGUUGAAUAAGAGUGUGAUUGAAAGUUGUGAGAAAUGUCACUAAAAGUGCUUAUUAAGUGCAAGGCAUUGUGCGUUAAAUCUUAUAAAAAUCAUUGCUAAUUGUUAAAUUUUGUAAGUGAAAUAACAUGAGGCUGGUUAGCAGAAAUUUUGAUAAGGGCGCACAGGGUUCCGUUACCCUGAUACCGGAAGAGCCCGAAGAUAUGUGGCACACAUAUAAUCUGAUUGCCGAGGGCGAUCAUGUGCGCAGCACCACCAUACGAAAGGUGCAGAAUGAAUCAGCGACAGGCUCGUCGACCAGCAAUCGUGUACGCACCACACUAACAAUAGCUGUCGAAUCCAUAGACUUCGAUACACAAGCAUGCAUGCUGCGCUUAAAGGGACGUAACAUCGAAGAGAAUCAAUACGUCAAAAUGGGCGCCUAUCACACACUCGAUCUGGAGUUGAAUCGAAAAUUUGAACUGCGCAAAGCCGAAUGGGACACAAUAGCGCUGGAACGCAUUGAAAUGGCCUGUGACCCCACACAGUCGUCCGACUUGGCGGCGGUCGUGAUGCAAGAGGGCUUGGCCUAUGUUUGUCUGAUCACCGCAAGCAUGACAUUGGUGCGCAGCAAAAUCGAAGUGUCGAUACCGCGUAAGCGCAAAGGUCACACUCAGCAGCACGAGAAGGGGUUGAUCAAGUUUUACGAGAGCGUCAUGCAAGGCAUAUUGAGACACGUGAACUUUGAUAUAGUCAAGUGUGUGCUGAUCGCCUCGCCGGGUUUUGUGCGUGAUCAGUUCUUCGAAUAUAUGUACCAGCAAGCGGUAAAAGCUGACAUCAAAAUACUGCUGGACAAUAAGAGCAAAUUCAUACUUGUGCGCUCGUCAUCGGGCUUCAAGCAAUCGCUUAAAGAGGUGUUGCAAGAUCCCAGUGUAAUGGUGAAAAUAUCCGAUACCAAAGCCGUUAGAGAAGUUAAAAUACUGGAACAGUUCUACACAAUAUUGCAUUGUGAGCCCGCUCGUGCAUUCUAUGGCAAAAAGCAUGUGUUGGAAGCCGCCAAGGCGAUGGCGAUAGAAACCCUACUCAUUUCGGAUAAUCUAUUCCGUUGUCAGGAUGUGAAUCAACGAAAAGAAUAUGUCAAUCUAGUUGAGUCCGUACGUGAUGCAGGUGGCGAAGUAAAGAUAUUCUCCAGCAUGCAUAUAUCGGGAGAACAACUCGCCAAUCUGACUGGUAUAGCGGCUAUUCUGCGUUUCCCCAUGCCUGAACUUGAUGACAGUGCUGACGAAGAUGAUGAUGAUGAAGACUCUGUAGAUUCAGAAUAAUUUUUAUGCGUAGCUUAAGUGAGCUUUUACACAUCUAUGUUUAAAAAUUGAGUAGCUAAUAGUAAUAUUUAAACAAAAAACAACAACAUUUCGACAAAUAAUAAAUUUAACUAACUUACAUAUUAAGAAUAUCUAAAUUCGGUAGUAACGAAUAAUUCUAAAGUAGUUCGUGUGUAGUGUAUGUUUUUUUAAAAUCAAAUUAUACAUUUAGAGCUGUUUAUAUCCCGAUUCGACUACCGAUUUCCAUAAGAUUUAAAUAAAGUAAUAGCACUGUUAGAAAAUCUUCAAA